GUGAUUUGUCUCGAUAAAAAUUGUUGGACUUGAUCUCAGUGACAUUCUUCUAGGGAAUUGACUUUGUAGAUUUUCCAUAUAUCGAAGCUUUGUUGUUGAAAACCUGGGUUCGAAGACCAGCCGCACGUGUGAAUCCUCAAAAUCUUACUACUGGGGAAAAAACUUGGACCAUUUUCAUCCUGAACAACACAACCUCCUCAACACCAACACCACUUGACUACCUAUCCGUUAAGUGUAAUAUAUACAAAAUGGCAAUCCCACCACCAGACCUGCGUGUUCUUUGCCGCAGACUCGCAUCGACACCAGUUGACGAUCUUCCUCAUAUCUGCCCCCUCCUCGUCAGCCAUGUUCUUCGUUGCGGAGAGGCCCUGUCCGCCGUGCCAGAGACCAAGGCCAAGGACAAGUCUUCGGAAACUGCUACGCUUGUUCACAGAUUGAGAACUCACAUCACUACGCUUCUUACGGGCAAGAGUGCGUCCGGCCGUUUUGCCGCCGUCUCCCUGGUUAAGGCUGUCGUUGAUGUUGGAGGAUGGGAAAGCUUGAAGGCUUCAGACGCAUGGAUCAGGGGUUUGAUCAGCAUUUUGGGGAAACCUGAUCCCCUCGUGUCCAAGGAGCUAUGUGUCAUCACCCUGACCAAGAUCUACUCUCUCCUCCAGGGUUACCAGACACUGGUCAGAGAGAUGGCCACGCCCACUCUCCCCAGCUUCGUCACUGCCAUGCUGAACCUCGUCAAGCCGCCUGCCUCGAGCAAGGCACCCAAGGUUCCCACGUCUUUUGUCGAUACUGUUGCUGGCUCUCUUUCCAAGAUCGUGGCCUUGUAUCCUACCACCACGAGACCCUUCAACGCCCAGAUCCGAGCUGCCUUCAAGGCUUACGUCGCCCCUACCAUGUCUGACGCCGUCAUCGUCCCCCAGAGCCUGAGAGAGAGCGCCCGCUCGCUGCUUAUUGUGCUUCACUAUACGGCGCCUAAGAACGGUAGCAGCGACGAGUGGGUGAAGGGCAUCAAGUCGUAUAUCAAGGAGGCCCAUGCCACAGCCGACCAAGUCUUCCGUGCUGUCCGGGAGUCCUGGGAAUCCACCGCCGGCUACAGAGUGGACACAGCCCGUACCGACGGUGAGCCUUCCGGGGGAGGUGACGAGGCCGACGAACUCCCUGCCUGGACCGGUGUCACUGCCGGCUCCGAGAGACUUACCGGCCUCGUCGGCCAGCUCAUUGAGUACCUCAAGGUGCCCACCAAGGCGCCCGUCACCGUUCCCGUCGGGGAGCUCCUCGACCUCGCCUCGCGCAUCACCCUCAUCACCCUCCCCAAGCCCACCACCGGCGAAGACAGCGUCGAGACGAACCCGGCCAUCAGCAGGGACGAAAAGGCCGAACUCUGGAGCGUCCUCCCCGAGGUCCACAUGGCCAUCCUUAACCUGCACACCGUCCUCCUCCGUCGCCUGGCUGUCAACGCCCUGCCGCUGGCCACCGACAUCCUCGACCAGAUGGUCCGCGUCUUUACCUCGGGCCGGCACAUUGCCGCCAUCCGCGAGACCGUCUACGUCCUCGCCAAGGACCUCCUCGAGAUCUCCGGCCCGGGCCUCCUCAAACUCACCGUCGACUCCAUGGCCCCCGUCAUCCAGUCCACCUGCCAGGACAUCCUCCGCGCCACGGGCCACUACGACUCCCCCGCCGGCGGCAAGCAGGACAGCAACAGCACCAGCACCACCAUGAACCCCAACCCCAACCCCAAGAAACCCACUGCCGGUAAGAACGGCGCCGGCAUCCUGAACCCCCAGAAAGCCCAGUCCUCCGGUAACGCAGACGCCUACCUCACCGCUUCCACCACCACCUCCUCCUCUCCUUCUUCGGAUCCCAUCUUCGCUGCCGCCCUCUCCCUCCUCCCCCUCUUCCUCUCCCGCCUCCCGCAGCGCCACCUCUCCCCCGAAGCGCGCGGCCUAGUCGACCGCACCGCCAUCCUAGCCAACAGCAAGCAAGCGAUGCUAGCCAGCGUGCUGAACCCGUACAAGGACACACGGGGCAGGUAUUACCCUACCAUUUUGCCGUUCUUGGUUAGGCAGUUCCCUGCCGAUCAGGAGGUGGAAGUGUUGCGGACGAAUCUGAUGAGAAUUGGUGCGGGUGUGAGCCAGACUGUGGCUACUAGUUGGGAUCCCGAGGAGGGGUUGGAGGAGUUGGCUGCUGCUGCCGCUAAGACUGGUGAUAAGGAUGAGGAUGAAGAUGAGGAUGAGGAUGAGGAGAUGGUUGAUGCUGAGGAUGCUGAGGCGGACGCUGAUAAGGAGGCGGAUGCCCAGCUCGCUGCUGAGGAUCAGAACCAGAAGAGCAAGGCCGCCGCCGCUGCUGCUGCUAAGGGGGUCUGGGGUGCUGCUGCGGAAAAGAGUGCUGCUGAAGAGACCACCAGCAAACCGAACCCGUUUGCCACCGUCCCUAUCGACAGUCCCGAAUCGAGGGCUCGGAGGGCUGCGCAGGGCUUGGUAAACAAACCCAAGCGUAAAAUUGAAGAGGAGGCUGCGACUCCUUCUAAGAGAGUUACCAGGAGUUCGAGGAGAAAGACUCUUGACGCUGAAGAGGACACGCCUUCCACGACUGCUGCUGAGGUCGCGGAGGAGGUCGCUACGCCCGCUGUGGCCCCGCCCCCGGCGAAACCAGUUGUGGCUGUGAUGGAACAGAAAGAGGGUGAGGAUGAUAGUGAGGAUAGCGAUAGUGGGGAGAGCGUCCAGAUCGAUAUGUCGCUCGAGGACAGUGAGGAUGAGGAGGAUGAAGAGUAGAUUUGAUACCUUUGGGAAUUUGGAUGUGAAAGU
Messenger RNA from Neurospora tetraspora, 2798 nucleotides. Its product is annotated as rRNA processing/ribosome biogenesis-domain-containing protein. Gene Ontology annotation, cellular component: nucleus. Bases 249 to 2765 code for a protein of 838 amino acids. The transcript has 2 exons. Gene Ontology annotation, biological process: rRNA processing. NCBI's taxonomy places the organism in Eukaryota, Fungi, Ascomycota, Sordariomycetes, Sordariales, Sordariaceae. The record is from RefSeq and is a predicted model, not a curated record.